Molecule: messenger RNA, 498 nt
Organism: Oikopleura dioica
Lineage: Eukaryota; Metazoa; Chordata; Appendicularia; Copelata; Oikopleuridae
Source: the annotation of a GenBank genome assembly
AUGAUUCUCAACGUACCCGCGUUACAGAUCCUCAGCUCUGCAGAAAAUGAGUCAAAUGCUCAAACUUUGUAUGAAUUUGGAACUGCCGUUUUGGGAUUCGGUCAUUUCGUUUGGGAUGAUCGUGCGCCCAAUUUUGGUGGAGUGCGAAUGACGAUGGAGGACGCAGAUCUGCGGCUCGUUCUUCUCUAUUUGUCGAGCGGUUGGAAGAAAGUCAAUAUGAAGUUCUUGUUUUCUCAAAACUGGGAGAUCGAGGAAGCUGGAUGGAAGCUCCAAUUCAAAAAUUCUCGGGAUAAUGGAGGAGUAGAUGCCCCUUACUAUCUCUGGUUGUCGAAUCAAGAUGGAGGAGUUCCAUUCAAGGCGGUGGUGGAGCGAAUUCAUCCCUUCAAUGGAAGUAUCAUCAAUCGACAGGAGCUUACCAGCGAAGCGGAUGGAGAGCGACAAAUGAUGAAGUGCGAAGGUGGACUCGGUACUUUCAUCCGCUUCAAUAUUGAUAAAUAA